UGGAGCUAUGAAAUAGCUGGAGGGAGCGUAAGCUAAAUUUUCUGGCGAGGGGGGUGAAGCCGGAGAAGUGAAGGGAAUCAGCUUGCGGCCAUCUUGGUCCUUCAUAAAUAUUUGUGAAGGAAGCCUUGCUGCUUGCUGCAUUUACUUCUGCGUCGCGUGGCUUUGAAUAAGUUGUUUAAAGCAGUGAAAAAUAAUAUAUUUUAUAUUAUUCUUAACAAAAUGCCCGAUUGUUAUGCAAAAGAUUGCAAGAGUCGGUAUGGUGAAAAUCGAAAAAAUCAAUUCCAAUUACAAUGGGAGCACACUCACGGCAUAAAGAUCUCAUUUCACAGAAUACCAACGAACUUAGAAAAGCGGAAGCAAUGGCUGGAUGAAAUGCAACUGAACAACAGUGAAAUACCAAAAAAUGCAACGUUUUGCUCACUUCACUUUCAGGAAACCAAUCUGGGGGUCUAUCAUAGGCUUGUUUUCUAUUCUUGCACUAGACUGCACUGGAACGUUCCUUCUUGUUUUCACGAUGCUCAGGACUGUGCUCAAAAUACACGAGAGCGUUACAAGAAGAAAAUUCUACAGCAGAAACAGCAAAAAUCAACGAAGCGCAUUGCGACAUUAAAGGAAAUAUUGAAGUCUUUGAAACAAAAGAACCUUCUUAACGCCGAACAAGUAGAU
Molecule: messenger RNA, 666 nt
Organism: Solenopsis invicta (red fire ant)
Lineage: Eukaryota; Metazoa; Arthropoda; Insecta; Hymenoptera; Formicidae
Exons: 3
Source: RefSeq, a predicted model, not a curated record